AUGACAGUUGAAGACUUCUUCACGUUCGACGAGCAUGAAUAUGCUCGUCGUAUUUCUGAUCUUCAGGCAUACCCGAACGAACGCCUUAUCAAGCAGGAGGUUGUAAAACUCCGACAAAAGUUUGCUAGUUCCUGGUCCAUCGGGGCCGGGAUAGGAGCUUCUCCCGUCACAUUCGGCGGCUCUUUAGCCGUCAGCAUCGUAGCCUUGCGAAGAAGGCACGUCGCCUCGAAAAAGAAUGCUCUCAUCAUUGCGGAGCUUGCAAAGCGAGGAAUUGAGCCACAAAAACUUCAGAAGCGUGAUUUCAUGAUACCCAUGGUCGCUGGUAUUGUCGGCAUGGGCGUCGGGUGCGGUAUCGAACAUAUCGCCAUGAACGCAACAAAUGCGCCAAAGGAAACUUCUCCCAUUCAACAAGUCGUCGAGGAUCCACUAUAUGUGCCUUACGUCGUCGAUGACGGGAUGGCUGAACAAGCCAAGGAGAUUGCAGUUCAAGCUAGGGCGCAGGGUGUAAUUCCUGAGUCAGACAUCUCUGGCGCAGUUCUUCAAGAUCACACGAAUUGGUCGCCCGUAUCCCCUACCGACACAGUUAGGUAUGAUGAGGGCAUGUUGGCGUUGCAGCUCACUGAGAAGGCACUUGUCGCCUUUGCUGCAGACAAAUGCGCUUGGUGGACGACUGAGGCCAUGGCCGGCUUGUACAAUAAGGAUCACAAUCUCAAGUGCCCUCGCAUCCUUGAAGGAGUCGUGGAGUGCAUUGAAUGCAGUCAAGUUUUGACAGCUGGUACUUAUUGGCCGCAGAUUGCUGCAACUGUGAUGACCACCAGUACGAUGUCUGCAGAGACUGCUAUUCUGCAGGAGCUCGUUGUGCCCCGAGCCACGAGCUCACUUUGA
Molecule: messenger RNA, 885 nt
Organism: Pestalotiopsis fici W106-1
Lineage: Eukaryota; Fungi; Ascomycota; Sordariomycetes; Amphisphaeriales; Sporocadaceae
Exons: 2
Coding region: 1-885 (294 amino acids)
Source: RefSeq, a predicted model, not a curated record